AUGAGCGCCGGUGAGUUGCAGCAGGCGCAGCCCAGACCCUCGGCGCCGGCAGCCGCCCCGGUGCCCCCUCAGCCCCGCAGCGCUCAGGAAGCCCCCGAGAUGGCGGUGUACUGCGGCGAGAACUUCAGCGUCUACCCCCAGCCCAGCCUCCACCCGCCCGGCGCCGCCGCCGCCGCAGCCGCCGCCGCGGCCGCCGCCGCCGCUGCAGCCGCCUCGUCGGGGCAGCGGGCGGGCGGCUACGGGCUGGGGGACUACGGGGCGCCCGCCAACGCCGGCUACCUGUGGGGCAUGAACAGCCCCGCGCCCUACCUGCAGGGCCCGCCGGGCUCCGCAGCGGCAGCAGCAGCCGCCGCGGCCCCCUUCUUGCCGCCGGGCUCGUACGGCUGCUCGCGGGGCGGGCAGCUGGUGGGCUCCCCCCCGGCCCCCGGCUCGCCGUCGGCGGGCGGCGCGGAGCUGAGCUGGCUGAGCCUGGCCAGCCAGGAGGAGCUGCUGAAGCUGGUGCGGCCGCCGUAUUCCUACUCGGCGCUCAUCGCCAUGGCCAUCCAGAGCGCCCCCGAGAGGAAGCUCACCCUCAGCCACAUCUACCAGUACGUGGCCGAGAACUUCCCCUUCUACAAGCGCAGCAAGGCGGGCUGGCAGAACAGCAUCCGCCACAACCUCAGCCUCAACGACUGCUUCCGCAAGGUGCCCCGCGACGAGGACGACCCCGGGAAAGGAAACUAUUGGACCUUAGAUCCCAACUGCGAGAAGAUGUUUGACAACGGGAACUUCCGGCGCAAACGCAAGCGACGCUCUGAGCCCAACACCCCUGCGACCGCGUCUGCAGCCUCCUCUCUCGGGGGCCUGAAAACAGAGGAAGAACGACCCAUUGCAGCUGGAGGCAAACCGUGUGGAACCAGUCCACCCCCAGAGCUGGACCCUUCGCCUUCUGCCAGAGACCAUCCGAAAAGCUCCUCUCCCUCCAGUAUCAUUUCAUCCACCCCCAGCUGCCUCAGCACCUUCUUCAGCGGCAUGAGCUCCCUGAGCGGCGGAGGCAGCCGGCUGACGGGGGGGCUCAGCAGUGACCUGCAUCACAGGAACUUCUCUGCUGGACAGCUGAGCAGUGGCACUUUCACCCCUUCCAGCAGCUCUUCUCAGGAGGUGCCUUCGCCGGAACAGCUGCAGCGAGUUGCAGGACCUUCCCCUGCCUACUACAGCUCCUUCCAUCCCAGCAGCGGCAGCCAGGGAGCCCAGUACAACCACUACUACAACUUCACGGUUAACAGCCUCAUCUACACCCGGGAUGGAACAGAGGUGUAG
Cygnus atratus (black swan) is the source of this 1299-nucleotide messenger RNA. It is a transcript of the gene FOXI3, whose product is annotated as forkhead box I3. The coding region runs from base 1 to 1299 and encodes 432 amino acids. Gene Ontology annotation, molecular function: RNA polymerase II cis-regulatory region sequence-specific DNA binding; DNA-binding transcription factor activity, RNA polymerase II-specific. The record is from RefSeq and is a predicted model, not a curated record. The transcript has 2 exons. NCBI's taxonomy places the organism in Eukaryota, Metazoa, Chordata, Aves, Anseriformes, Anatidae. Gene Ontology annotation, biological process: cell differentiation; regulation of transcription by RNA polymerase II; anatomical structure morphogenesis.